Molecule: messenger RNA, 1191 nt
Organism: Fraxinus pennsylvanica
Lineage: Eukaryota; Viridiplantae; Streptophyta; Magnoliopsida; Lamiales; Oleaceae
Source: the annotation of a GenBank genome assembly
AUGAUUAAGAAAAUAUUAGUCCUGAUGAGGCUUGAUGGUAAUUACACUUCAAAAAAGAGUGAUGAUAUAUGUGAAGAAGUUUGUGGGCCGCGGGAUUCCCCAGCAGUCCUCAGCACAUCGAGGCUUCGGUGCUUGCUCCAGGGACUGGAUAUAAAGGCCUUUAUCUUUUUCUUCCUAGUUGUACCAACUGUUGUAGUUGGUGUGUAUAUUCACGGACACAAGAUCACAUUCAUUCUUCGUCCCAUAUGGCAAUCUCCACCGAAGCCCUUUGUCCCUAUAACCCACUAUUAUCAUGAAAAUGUCUCGAUGGAGACUCUUUGCAAGCUUCAUGGUUGGGGAAUUCGUGAGUACCCGAGGCGUGUGUAUGAUGCAGUUUUAUUCAGUAAUGAAGUAGAGAUGCUAACAAUAAGAUGGAAAGAAUUGUAUCCUUACAUCACUCGGUUUGUUCUUCUUGAAUCGAAUUCGACAUUUACUGGUUUACCCAAACCUCACUACUUUGCAAUCAACCGGGGCCAGUUUAAAUUCGUUGAGCCUCGAUUGUCUUAUGGAACAGUCGGUGGUGGAUUUAGAAGAGGUGAGAACCCAUUUUUUGAAGAAGCAUAUCAGAGGGUGGCACUCGACCGGCUUAUGAGAAUAGCUGGUAUAGAGGAUGAUGAUUUGCUGAUAAUGUCGGAUGUUGACGAGAUUCCAAGCAGUCAUAUAAUAAAUCUAUUAAGGUGGUGUGACGAUAUUCCUCCAAUUCUUCACCUUCAGCUCAAGAACUACUUGUACUCAUUUGAGUUUAAGUACGAUGAUGGGAGUUGGAGAACUUCAAUCCACAGGUAUCGGAGAGCGAAGACUAGGUAUGCACAUUAUCGUCAGUCAGACUACCUAUUGUCAGAUGCCGGGUGGCAUUGUAGCUUUUGUUUCCGGCGUAUCAGUGACUUCAUAUUCAAAAUGAAAGCUUACAGUCACACCGAUCGUGUGAGGUUCUCUCACUAUCUGAGCCCGAAAAGGAUUCAGGAUCUUAUAUGCAAAGGGGCGAAUUUAUUUGAUAUGUUACCCGAGGAGUACACCUUCAAGGAGAUAAUCGGGAAAAUGGGACCUAUCCCCCAUUCAUAUUCAGCUGUUCAUCUUCCUGCAUAUUUGUUGAACAAUGCAGACAAAUACAAAUACCUUUUGCCUGGGAACUGUAUAAGAGAACGCGACUGA